AUGAACGGGUACCACAAGGACGACAAGCUGACCCUCGAGGUUGGGCUCGAUGCAGUACCUCUAGUGGUCUCCAUCCAGGAGGUUAAACACACAGAGCAGGGUCCAACUAUCUUGGACGUAACCUCCGAGGCAUCACCUGGGGCUGAACUUGUCCCCGCCAGCUUCAAGUUGAAGAUCUUUGAUAGGCGCUACGCCCACGAGCUCCGCAAGCAGCUGCAAACUGGGACGUGGAAUGCCGACAAAGACCACAUUCUGCUCAGAGAUGCCAUGACCGGCAGUGUUGACACCUUCCUCACUGAAUGGAGUCGAGAUGCCAAAAUUCCUUACAGUCCAACCUCCAUCGAAGCCAACAAUCGGGAGGCCAUCAUCUGGGAGUUGAUGCGACGCCAGUAUCAUUCAGAACUCGCAAUGCACCAAGUUCUCCAGGUGCGAGAGAAGAAGACCGACCCGGAAUUACUUGAAACUGCCACGCUACGCACUGGCACCACCAUGGACUUUGUGUUGGGCUUGAUGUACACCAGCAAUCAGUAUUUCAAUGUCUCCUGUCUCCUCGUCCGGGAAGUCAAGGGAGCCAAACCGUUCUCCUCAUACCCUACACUGCCACUUAAACAAGACUACAACCUUGGUCUCUCUGUCUUCAACGACGCCGGAACCGGUUUUCGAGCCGAGAUUCCUGAGCCCUCUCAAAUCGAAGAAGACAGUGUCUCAGGCUCUGAAAAGACCAUUGCCGGCGAUAAGACAAUCUCUGAGGAAGGAACGACAUCCGAUAAUGUUGGUGAGCCAACCCCCUCAGAGCCAGCAGCAGUGGGACGUUCAGUGGCAACCCGACGCCAUGUGAGCGAGUACGCUUCAGUGCCCAUGGAAUCCAGAGAAAUCAAGCUUGGGACAGGAGAAACGUUUCCCUAG
Molecule: messenger RNA, 906 nt
Organism: Clonostachys solani
Lineage: Eukaryota; Fungi; Ascomycota; Sordariomycetes; Hypocreales; Bionectriaceae
Source: the annotation of a GenBank genome assembly